AUCAGAACUGAACCACUGGAAAAAACCUACCCUGCGCUUUGGUAGAGACACCUCGGAGAUUACAACAAACCCUGCCCUGCUUCCCUCAAUUGCCAAUCAUUUCGUACUCAAAGCCGUCUCCUCCAGUUAAGCCUGUACGGCGAAAGCUGUCUCUUCCACAACAACAGCAGGACUAUGCCCCUCUCAAUGGGCCGCCUUCUCCUACCGACCAAGAUCGUCCGCCAAGCUCGGCAUUCCUCAACCGUUUGGCUGGGACCAUGCGAGAUAAGAAAAGCCAACUGGAAGUUCGAAAAGGUGAAUUCAUGUCAGAAACACUUCCAGAGUGGAAAGUUCGAAGUGCAGAGUUUAGUAGUAUGGCCAAGGAAACUGGUAUGGAAUGGAGCAAACGAGGCCGUGAUGCUGUUGACCGUUGGAAGAAGGAAAGAAUGAGCGAUUCUAGUGUGGCUUCAUCACCAUCUUACCUGUCUUCAUUUCCUUCGUUCAACUCCAGCGAACCGACGUCACCUCGAGGUUCGGAAGAGGAACUGCAUAUAUUUGGCACCCCUUUAGAAGCUGCGGUAGCUAUGACCCGGUUGUCAGAGUCUGAUCAUGUACCGGGAAUAGUGCGAAGAUGUAUUGAUUAUCUUGACGAAUGUGGCAUUGAUGAAGUAGGCAUCUAUAGAAUCUCGGGAGGUACAACCACUGUAAAUAAGCUUCGAGCGGUAUUUGAUAGUGCAUCGGAUAUCGACUUUCGAGGGACACAAGAAGAUCCUCACGCAGUUAGUGCCUUACUCAAGACGUAUCUGCGACAAUUACCUGAACCUAUAAUACCAGUAUGGUUGAACCGCGAAUUCAAUCAAGUCAUCAGCCAAGCAACUCAAGAGGAUGCUCAAAAUACUCAAGGCGAACUGCCAGUUGUAUCCCCAAGUUGUAUUAAAGCCAUCGCCACUACAUCACAAAAACUACCACCAGCCAAUUUUAGUGUUCUGAAAACGCUGUGUUGGCACUUGAAUCGAAUCGCAAGCAAUGAUCAGGUGAACAAAAUGAAUACAUCCAACUUGGGACUCAUCUUCAUCCCGACCCUUGCUAUAGGCAGAGUUCUAUUUCACUGUUUUGUUGAGCAUGCAGAUCAAAUAUGGGGUGCAUCUACCCCACCGGCAGCAGUUCCGUCCAAGCGAUCUCCACCUGCUUUACCCAGACGUCCUGUCAAAGAUACCAUGACGACACCACGCUCAAUGAUCAACCCUUAUGACACUUCCAAAGAUGAUAUCCCACGAGAUGGACGAAUGUUCAGGACCAACAAUGCUUCUAGCCCAUCCCUCCAGUUGAACGACGUUACUAUCAACAUAGCACCUAAGAAAAAUGACAAGGAGAUCGCGCAACUGCGAGAGAUGUUUGAAAAAGAUUUUGGACCAACGAUAUAUGGACCCAGUCGUACCAAGUCACCACCUGAGAAGCCUUUACGCUCACCCCGACCAGAGAGUCCAAUUGGUGUGGAUUCCACCAUACGGGGAAAUUAUGAUCGGACUGUUUUGGGUAGUAUAGGCCGAACCGCCAGUCCCUCCUCCGUGGAAGACAGACAACGAUCCAAUUCCAACGGCAAAUCCGCCUUGGAGUACUUUCGAUCUACUCCUCCCAAUAUACCUCCAAAACCCACCGUCGCUUCAGCUCAUUUACGACAGAAAUCCGCUCAUCAACCGUCGGUGACUACAUUUUCAGAAUCCACCACCAAACCUCGGUCCAAGUCCGUCUCCGCCACCGAAACUGAAGUCCCUGGUUCACGCAAAGGAGCUCGAGUCAUGGCUAUUGGAAGUUAUUUUGAGAGAAGGCAGUGAUGACAAUGUACUUAGUUUUUUUUUUUGGAUGUUUUAACCUUUAUACUUUUUCCUAAAGAAAAUAAGUGUGCUGUUAUCAAUCUAUCGCAACCAAGU
Molecule: messenger RNA, 1910 nt
Organism: Umbelopsis ramanniana AG
Lineage: Eukaryota; Fungi; Mucoromycota; Umbelopsidomycetes; Umbelopsidales; Umbelopsidaceae
Exons: 6
Coding region: 258-1814 (518 amino acids)
Biological process (GO): regulation of GTPase activity; signal transduction
Cellular component (GO): cytoplasm
Source: RefSeq, a predicted model, not a curated record